AUGUACGAACCAUCACAUUUGCAAAUUGGUUCAGGCAUUUCCACUACAGAUAUUGAGUAUCCAGCAUGGUGUCAGAAUGAUGAAGUUCCAGUGACAAAAAAUGAAAUUAAGGAGAUAUUUAAUGAGCUGCAGAAGAAAUUCGGUUUCCAAAAAUCUUCAGCAGAAAAUAUGUUCCAUCAUUUAUUGGCACAACUGGACUCUAGAGCAAGCAGGACUACUCCCCAUAAUGCACUGAUCUCGUUACAUGUUUCAUAUAUUGGCGGUGAAAAUUCCAAUUUUAAAAAGUGGUAUUUUGCAGCUCAAUUGGAUCUAGAUGAAGAGAUUGGUUUUCAAAAUAUGAAAUUAAAAGGUAGUUCAUUACAAAGAAAUAAAAAAAUCGCUAAAAAAAAUGGUGUGUCAAUAAAGACACAACUUAAAGAAUGGAAAUUAAAAGAACAAGAUUUUAUUAAAAACCAUCAAUUUUUCACUCUCACAACAGAACAAUUAAAGAAUAAUAAAAAUUUUAAAACAGAAGAUUACAAAUGGAAAUUAAAAAUGAAAUCUUUAACUUUUAAUCAAAUGGCGAGACAAAUAAUUUUAUAUUUGUUAUGUUGGGGUGAAGCUAAUCAAGUAAGAUUUGCUCCGGAAUGUCUUUGUUUCAUUUUUAAAUGUGCAUUGGAUUAUGAUCAAGCCAAUGAAGAAGACCAACAGCAGAUUACAAAAUACGAUGAAUUGGAUGAGUACUAUUUUCUGGAUAAUAUAAUUACACCAAUUUAUCUUUUCCUGAAAAAACAGUUGUACAAAAAAAGUUCAGAUGGCACUUGGAAAAGGAAAGAACAAGAUCAUAAAGAUAUAAUAGGUUACGAUGAUGUUAAUCAAUUAUUCUGGUACCCUGAAGGUAUAGAAAAAAUUGUAUUAAAAAAUUCAGAGAGAUUAGUUGAUAAACCAAUACAAAAAAGAUAUCAUUUAUUGAAAGAAGUUGAAUGGGAAAAAGUUUUCUAUAAAACUUAUAGAGAAUCAAGAAGUUGGUUACAUUGUUUUACAAAUUUUAACCGUUUUUGGAUUAUUCAUUUUUCAACGUUUUGGUAUUUUACGUCAUUUAACUCACCAUUAUUUUAUACAAAAAAUUAUGUUCAAUUAUUGAAUAAUCAGCCAACCCCACAAUCACGAUUGUCGGUCAUCGCUCUUGGUGGCGCAAUUGCUUGUAUAAUACAAUUGAUUGCUACUAUCUGUGAAUGGACAUUUGUCCCAAGAGAAUGGCCAGGAGCUCAACAUCUGAGCUUACGUUUCUUUGGAUUGUUAGUAUGUUUUAUCGUUAAUGUUGCACCUUCGGUAUAUAUUUUCUGGAAUUACGAAUUAGAUGUUUAUUCAAAAAGUGCAUUUAUUAUAUCUAUUAUUCAAUUAAUAAUUAGUUUCAUUACAACCGCUUUCUUCAGCAUUCGUCCGCUUGGCGGUCUUUUUGGUUCAUAUUUAAAAAGCGGUAAAAAAAAAAGACGGUAUACUUCAUCGCAAACCUUUACAGGAUCAUUCGUAAAGUUGUCUGGAAGAAGCAAAUGGUUUUCCUAUGGGUUAUGGUUUUUUGUUUUUUUAUUUAAAUUUAUUGAAUCAUACUUUUUUUUAACUUUAUCAUUAAGGGAUCCCAUUAGAGUACUCUACAUUAUGGACAUAUCAAGAUGUAAUGGUGAUAUGUUAUUGGGAACGUAUCUAUGCAAAUAUCAAUCAAGAAUUACACUUUUCUUAAUGAUUUUAACAGAUCUAGGUUUAUUUUUUUUGGACACAUAUUUAUGGUACAUCAUUUGCAAUUGUGUUUUUUCUAUUAUAUUAUCAUUCUCCUUAGGAACUUCGAUUUUAACGCCAUGGAAAAAUAUAUAUUCGCGUCUGCCUAAAAGAAUAUAUUCAAAAUUAUUAGCGACGUCAGAAAUUGAUGCUAAACAAAAACCAAAAUUAUUAAUUUCUCAGAUAUGGAAUUCAAUUAUAAUAUCUAUGUACAGAGAACACUUAAUAUCAAUCGAGCAUGUCAAAAGAUUACUAUAUCAACAAGUUGAUGCUGCCAUUUUAGAUAAAAGGGUUUUAAAGUCGCCUACAUUUUUUGUGGCGCAAGAUGAUUCAACGUUUAAAUCCAUGGAAUUUUUUUUUAGCGAUUCAGAAGCACAAAGAAGGAUUUCAUUUUUUGCACAAUCUUUAUCAACCCCCAUUUCAGAGCCACUCCCUGUCGAAUGUAUGCCGACCUUCACUGUUCUGGUGCCACAUUAUUCAGAAACUAUAUUAUUGUCUCUACAAGAAAUUAUAAGGGAAGAAUCCUCAAAGACAAAAAUAUCAACAUUGGAAUAUUUAAAGCACCUUUAUAGUGAAGAAUGGGACUGUUUUAUAAAGGAUACAAAAUUAUUAAAAAUGGAAAAAGAUGCGUUAAAAUCAAACGAAAAGAAUAAAACAAUCGAUACAGAUAAAGAGUUUGAAGUUGAUGAUGAAAAUUAUGAAUUUUAUUUUGAUAAACUAAUUGAAAAAAAGAUAAGUGACCUACCUUAUGAGCUAUUUGGAUUUUCUUCAUCUGAAGCAUUUUAUACUCUACGAACAAGAAUUUGGGCAUCUCUGAGAACUCAAACUUUAUAUAGAACCAUAUCUGGUUUCAUGAAUUUUAAUAAGGCAAUAAAAUUAUUAUAUAAAGUUGAAAACCCUUCUCUGCUUCAAAUCUAUUCAAAUAAUCAAGAAUCACUGGAUUUCGAGUUAGAACAAAUGGCUACUCGUAAAUUUAGAAUGGUGAUUGCGAUGCAAAGAUAUGCAAAAUUUACCGAAUAUGAAAAGGAAAGCACAGAAAUUCUUCUGAAGGCUUUUCCAAAUAUGUAUAUCUCAUAUCUAGAAGAAAUACCAAUCAGCAAUACCAAUGAAAUUGAAUAUUACUCUUGUUUAACUAGUGGAUAUUCUCAGAUGGACUUGACAACUGGUUUAAGAAAACCAAUUUUUAGAGUGAAAUUAUCUGGUAACCCAAUAUUAGGCGACGGUAAAUCUGAUAACCAAAACCAUUCAAUUAUUUUCUACCGUGGUGAGUAUAUUGAAGUAGUUGAUGCUAACCAAGACAAUUAUUUAGAAGAAUGUUUAAAAAUUAGAUCUAUAUUAAGUGAAUUUGAGGAAUUAGAUUUAGAAUCUUCCAUGCCAUAUAUUCCCGGAAUAGAUCAUGAACCUGAUUCAGCACCUGUCGCGAUUGUCGGAGCUAGAGAAUAUAUAUUUUCAGAGAAUAUCGGUGUACUUGGUGAUAUUGCAGCUGGUAAAGAACAAACUUUUGGAACUUUAUUUGCUAGAACUUUAGCCGAAAUUGGAGGAAAACUUCAUUACGGUCAUCCCGAUUUCAUCAAUGCGAUAUAUAUGACAACAAGAGGUGGUCUUUCAAAGGCUCAAAAAGGUUUACAUUUAAAUGAAGAUAUUUAUUCUGGAAUGAAUGCACUAUGCAGAGGAGGUAGGAUCAAACAUAGUGAUUAUUAUCAGUGCGGUAAGGGAAGGGAUUUAGGAUUUGGAUCGAUUUUAAAUUUUACAACUAAAAUUGGAGCGGGUAUGGGUGAGCAAUUGUUAUCGAGAGAAUAUUAUUAUUUGGGGACACAAUUACCAAUUGAUAGAUUUUUGUCAUUUUUUUAUGCACACCCUGGGUUUCAUUUGAACAAUCUUUUUAUUUCGAUUUCAGUUCAACUAUUUUUUUUACUGCUUAUCAAUUUAGGUGCUCUUAAUAAUGAAAUUAUUCUUUGCAAUUACAAUAAAGAUGCACCCAUUACUGAUCUCGAAAAGCCAAUAGGUUGUUACAAUUUACAACCUGCAUUGAAUUGGGUUUCCAUUUUUGUUCUUUCUAUUUUUAUUGUUUUUUUUAUAGCUUUUGCACCUUUAUUAAUUUUGGAAUUAUUAGAAAAAGGAGUAUGGAAGACAGUAUCAAGAUUUUUACAUCAUCUGUUUUCUUUAGCACCUCUAUUUGAAGUAUUUGUUUGUCAAGUAUAUUCUAAUGCGUUAGCUACUAAUAUCACAUUUGGGGGAGCAAAAUAUAUUUCUACCGGUAGAUCGUUUGCAAUAUCAAGAAUUAGCUUUUCUACAUUAUAUUCACGGUUUGUUGUCGUAUCGAUUUAUUCUGGAUUUCAGGUAUUUAUGAUGCUUGUAUUCGGUUGUUUGACAAUGUGGCAACCUUCAUUACUAUGGUUUUGGAUUACCGUAAUAUCGAUGUGUUUUGCGCCAUUCAUUUUUAACCCACAUCAAUUUUCAAUAUCAGAAUUUUUCCUUGAUUACAAAAAUUAUAUCCAUUGGUUGUCAUCAGGUAAUAUUCGUUAUAAAGAGGAAUCCUGGGCAACUUUUGUUAAACAAUCUAGAAUUAAAUAUACCGGCUACAAAAAGAAGAUGAUUCAGGAUGAAUCAGAAAGGUACCAACCAGAUACCAAGAAAUCGAAGCUAAGGGAUAUCUAUGCCUUUGAAUUAUUAAUUCCCCUCUUUGUUUUGGCUAUCAAUCUCACUGCAUAUAUGUUUAUAAAUUCUCAAAAUGGUGUUAGUGAUGUUAAACCAACAAAUUCGAUUGUGCGUCUACUAAUCGUCACUUUUUUUCCAAUAGUUUUAAAUGUAAUUAUAUUGAUACUAUUAUUUGGUAUUUCAUUUUUUUUGAUUCCAAUUGCGUCGCUGGUGUGUACUAGAGUGGGAAAUGUUAUGGCGAUGACGGCCCAUGGAAUGUCAGUGGUUUUUUAUUUAAUAAAUUUCGAACUAAUCUGUCUUUUAGAGGGAUUUAAUAUUAGUAGAAGUUUGAUAUUAUUAGUGACUUCCCUAAACCUGACAAUAUUUAUUUUUAAGAUGAUUACCAUAUUUCUUCUUUCUCGCGAGUAUAAGAAUAACAAAUCAAGUAUAGCAUGGUGGACCGGCAAAUGGUACGGAACAGGCAUCGGCUGGUGGAUAUUCCUUCAGCCCACCAGGGAAUUCGUCGUUAAGAUAAUGGAAUCUACUUACUUUGCAGCAGAUUUUUAUCUAGGACAUCUUUUACUAUAUUUACAAACUCCGAUUUUAUUUAUACCAUUUAUCGAUUACUGGCAUUCAAUGAUAUUAUUUUGGCUGACGCCAGGCUACCUAAUAUCUAAUAAAAUUUUCUUAAAUACUAAAGAGACCAAAAUUAGAAAAGCCAUAAUUAGAAAAUAUUUCCUACUCUAUUUUCUAUUAUUUGGAAUAUUAUUGUUAGCAAUUUUAGCGCCUAUAUUAAUUACAAAGAUAAUUCCUGAACAAGUUAGCGCUAUUACUAACACUUCUUUACCAAUCGGAGGAUUGAUACAACCGAACUUCCAAAACAAUAAUGAUACUGGCGAGAAUGCACCUUCAACCAUUCUCACUACAACUCCACCAAUGCCAACAUUUAAAACUGUCCCAUAA
Molecule: messenger RNA, 5355 nt
Organism: Tetrapisispora phaffii CBS 4417
Lineage: Eukaryota; Fungi; Ascomycota; Saccharomycetes; Saccharomycetales; Saccharomycetaceae
Gene: FKS3
Product: putative 1,3-beta-D-glucan synthase
Exons: 1
Coding region: 1-5355 (1784 amino acids)
Biological process (GO): (1->3)-beta-D-glucan biosynthetic process; fungal-type cell wall polysaccharide biosynthetic process
Cellular component (GO): plasma membrane; 1,3-beta-D-glucan synthase complex
Molecular function (GO): 1,3-beta-D-glucan synthase activity
Source: RefSeq, a predicted model, not a curated record